Spirodela intermedia is the source of this 4688-nucleotide messenger RNA. NCBI's taxonomy places the organism in Eukaryota, Viridiplantae, Streptophyta, Magnoliopsida, Alismatales, Araceae. The record is from the annotation of a GenBank genome assembly.
AUGAAGGGUAGGCAUCGUUUGGAGAUAGAGAAUUUGACAUUGGCAUCUCAGCCAUUUAGAACACUACGACUUUUUGCCUUAGGGACUGUACAAUAUCUGAAACAGUCACUUGUCUUCCUGGUGAGGAAAGGUAGAUCGUUUAUGGUCAUGACCAUCCUUCUUGUGCCUAUUUUAAUUGCCCUCUUGGUGGUUGAGGGUCCUCACGAAAAGGUAUUGAUCAUUUUUUUAAUGUACCAUAGUAUUAUUAAAUGUUAAUGAAAACCAAUAUUUUCUUUCUCAUCAACAUGCUAUCUUUCUAUCCUGGUUUUUUCUUUUUUUAUAUACUAAGAAGUCCAUGUCUUGCAUCACCUUUUGGAAGUUCAAGAGAGAAUAUUUAGUGUUCUUUCUGGAAACUUCCGGCAUUAAUGUUGCCCUAAGAAUCAUCUCUUUUUUGCUUUGCAAAGAAAUUCAUUUCUCCCCUAUACUGUUCACAUAUAGCUAUUUCAUUCUUUUUUGGUGAUUGAUGUCACAUUUCUUAUUUGAUUAUAACCAAUAUUUAUUAUUUCUACUGGCUUUGAAAUGUUUUGUUUUGUCUGAGAUUGCUUUGGUUUGAUGAAUGGUUUUGGCUGUUCUAUUUGACUUUGUUUUGGUGUUUUGCAGCAUGUGCAGGAGUUUUUACAUUACUUCAGAUUUGGAGUGUGGUGGAUGGCACUUGGUGUGGCAUCAUCGAUCGGACUAGGUAAUCCAUCCCUUUUUUUAAAAAUUACUGUUUACGAGAAUCGGUUGAUCAUGACGUCUUGGGCACUUUUUGAGGUAGACUGGUGUUUAGAUCAUGAUCUGUUUUUAUAUGAAUGUUCUGUGCACGACUGUUUCUUAGCACUUAAAUCCUGAUCCCUUAAUUACUAGUUGUUUCUUUGGACUCCCUAUCCUACACCUUUUGGUUGAAAAUAAUUCCCUCGUGUUGUUUAUUUAUUAUUUAUCUUUAUUCUUGAUUUUCAAUGUCAAAUCUGAGCAUUCUUUUAUAAGAAUUUUGAUAUAUUUUUCUUAAUUGGACCUUUUGUCCUUGUUCUGCCUUUUACAUGUAUGUCUUUAGCUUAUGAAUUGGGAUAAUUUUGGUAGUAAUGCGUUUUUUAUGCUGCCUAACCAGAAAUAGUGGCACACUCUUUUUUGUUUCUUUUGUCCAUUUUGGAUAAAAAAAUUCCACUAAACGUCCAAAUUGAUGAAUUGAUGACUAAUCCAUAGUAUAAACUUUCUAUGUUUAGGGCUUUCCUAUUUUCUGCACUAGGAUCCAUGUUUUGUUGGGUACACAAACUAUUGAUUUAAAGCUAUAUCAGACAGCUUACCAUGUAUGGUUACAUGCUAUGAUUUUAUUCCUUGAGAUGCAUAUAAGGAGGGAUGGGGUCUGAGUCGAGGGUGCACAAUUCAGCCAUCUCAUUUAUCAUAGAAUGUGCCCGCAUUACGGUGGUUAGAACUCACAGGUUUUUAUUACAGAUAUUGAAGCAUCAAACUCAGAAUUAAUUCACAAUAACUGGAGAAGAAUCACGAGAUUUUUAAUCUUUGAAAAAUAAGUUAAUUUAAUAUAAGUUAAAACACUAUUUCUCCGUAUUCAUAAGGAUAUUUCACAAGAUGAUGGUAAUUUUUAUCAACGCAUGAUCUGGUUCAUAUGCAAAUGAUUAUUUUCCGAUAGUCAAGAAUUCCAUCAUAUGUUGAGGAAAAAAGCAAAACACCACAAAGCUGUUCAUAAACUGACGAGAUGUCAUUAGUUCUUUAGACCAUGAAAUGAUGCUAGUACAAAUCACACCAAAAACAUUUUCUGCAAUAUAAUCUUGCCUAGUUCAUAAAGAAAUCAAUCCAGCCUUGGCAAGUGGAACCUAGUCUUGCAAUCUUUAUCGAUUAGUAAUUUACAUUACAUCAUUACCAUGGAGGCAUAAUGCUUGGGUGUAUCAAUUGGUGGAUCCCAUGACGAAGGUCGAGACCUAAUUAGAAUUGAACCAAGCUUGUAUGUGAUAAAAGCGACCAUCUAACAGAAGUUGAGGGAUUGAAAAAGUUCAACUGAAUGAAAGGAUGUAACAGAGACAUGGAUUUAGUGCAAAGUUUUCGGCCAACUCAUUAGGAGCAAGAUCAGUAAUGAUGGUCCCAGUUAAUUGGUACAAACUGAGGCUAUUUGAACUGGAGUAGUGAAUCCUUUCUCUUUUGCAGUAUAAUAUUUAAAUUCUUAUGGCUAAUUUCUAUUAGAGUUAAGAAUUGAAAUUUGUGCAUUUAAGUUCCUUGGUGCAAUGCGUUGGCCGAUAAAAGCCAGUAUUAGAUGGAUGCACUAUUUUUUUGGAUAGGCGUCCUGUUGUGUUAAUUUCCGCAAGUUUCUGGCAACUUACCUACUGAAAGAUAAUUCAUUGGUUCAAGUGCUUGUUUUAUUUUUCAGCCUCUAGUUGGGUUAAUAUUCAGUUAACCUCACGAAUUUGUUGGUUUGGGAUUCUUUCCCUGGAGUUGUUUUUGCAAGAGUACAAGCAUUUCACUAGAGUGAAUUAUAAGUGAUCAUUUUCCACAAGUUGCAUCAUAAUAGUGACAGAUGCUCUUCGAUUAUGUGAAAGACCCGGAGUAAAACUUGAAAAAAAGUCUAUGUUUAUGCAUGUCAUUGGCAAGUUUGACUUGAUUUUGAUCUGUUGUUGAAAAAAGGGUAGGCAAACUUGCUGAAAUUUUCAACUUGUGUUGAUAUUGACAGAAAUUUCCCUUUCACGCAUCUUAUGGCUGAUGUUCUUCCAUAUGCAUCCACAGUCGAAACUAAUUGAGCUAGACAUAUUUCAGGAUCUGGUUUGCACACAUUUGUUCUGUAUUUGGGCCCCCACAUUGCCUUUUUUACCAUAAAGGCUGUGCAAUGUGGGCGGGUCGAUUUGAAGUCUGCAACAUAUGACACCAUUCAAUUAAACAGAGGCCCCUCGUGGCUUGAAAGGAAUUGCUCUGAUUUUGGCCCUCCACAGUUUGCAUCUUUGCCUGAUUCGUUAGUGGCUGUUCCACUCAGCAAUAUACUUCCCCAAAUCCAGACAGAGGCUAUUCUUUGGGGCAUUGGAACUGCACUUGGAGAGCUUCCUCCAUAUUUCAUCUCCAAAGCUGGUAAAAUUUUUUCUGUUUUUUUUUUAAUUAGUAUGGCCUCCUAGGUGAACGUCUGUGUAUUAAACUUACAUCAUGUUUUUUUUUCCUCCAACGGGUUAUAUCUAUUCUGAAAUAUCCGUCUGUGCUGUGAAAUCUUCCGCCCAGGGAAGAAAAUUAUUACCAUUCUCUGCUGUUUUAUUAUCGUGCUCAGAUUUUCCUAGGGUUCUUUCUGCAAAGAACCAGUCAACGAGUUGGAUAUUACAUUUUCUGAUUAUAUUUCGAUAUUAGCUUUUUGAAUUAUCAAACUACAAUCAUGUCUGUGUUCCUUUUUUUUUUUCUUUUUUUUUUCUUUUUUUUUUAUUUUUUUAUUUUUUUUUACAAAAAUCUCUUCAACGGGUUGGCAUUGAUCGUUUUCGAAGGGUAAAUACUAACUAGGAAUUAGUUUAUGUUCAUGUUUUUUUCCGGAUUUUUCAUUUAGUCCUCUUUAUUCACAACGGAAUUCUAUGUUUUCAGCAAGCCGGUCUGGAGGCCGAUUGGAUGCGGUGGAGGAAUUAAAUACUCCAUCCUCAGACGAUGAUGGACUCACAUCAGCUCUGCUUAAUAGAAUAAAACAUCAGAUUCUCGCUCACGCCCAACAUUUAAACUUCUUCACGAUUCUGCUGCUUGCAUCGGUUAAUGCCUUUUCUCUUCAUUAAUAUCUAGGAGAUCCUUCGCGGUUCUCUGCAGUAGCCAAUCAACAGCUCUUUGGUUCCUCUUGAAAUAUUUUAUAAAUUUCAUUAAAAAUUAGAUCUUGUGAGCAAGACUAAACUUUACUUGUUAUUUCCUUAUUUAGGUUCCCAACCCUCUGUUUGAUCUUGCUGGUAUCUUGUGUGGGCAAUUUGGAAUUCCUUUCUGGAAAUUCUUCCUCGCAACAUUAACCGGAAAGGCGAUAAUCAAGACUCACAUCCAGGUUUGUCUCAGUUGCUAAAUAUUUCUCUCGCAUAAUCUUUCCUUCGGUGCAAAUGGGAAUACUAUGUUGUUGCAACAUUGGUGUAGCUAACAAUAAUAUCAUUCAAUCCCAAAUGCAGACAAUUUUUAUCAUCUCUUUGUGCAAUAAUCAGCUCUUGGAAUUGCUGGAGAAUGAGCUGAUUUGGAUGCUCGGACUCAUUCCCGGGUUCUCUUCACUCUUGCCAAAUAUUUCUUCUAGUCUGCAUCAGUUGAAGGAAAAAUAUCUAACGAUGCAUCAGGUCCCAAAGUUAAAGGUUUGCCCACUGCCCCUUUUCCUCCCUCCUAAAAACGAUGAAUCUAUAUAUAUAUAUAUAUAUAUAUACUCAUGGAACCCAGAUAUGGGGGCAGAACCCGGAUUCCCUGCCCUGGAGAGGAAGGCUCAAUAUGUGCAUAAUGUACAUGUUUAUUUGUUUAUUAUUUAGUAAAUUGCGUUGCUGCCCAUCUCUGACUUUUGACCAAAAUCCUCGUUUCUCUAGGAGAAGCAGUGGAAUAUCUCGUUCAACCUGAUCUGGAACAGUGUCGUCUGGUUGAUGCUGCUCAACUUCUUUGGCAAGAUAGUGACGAGCACUGCCCAGAGCCACCUCAGGAAGCAGCAAGAGCAGGAGUUGGCCGAGCUGUCUGCUUCAGAAGCUUGA